Molecule: messenger RNA, 7469 nt
Organism: Nerophis ophidion (straightnose pipefish)
Lineage: Eukaryota; Metazoa; Chordata; Actinopteri; Syngnathiformes; Syngnathidae
Product: WD repeat-containing protein 37
Exons: 15
Coding region: 360-1883 (507 amino acids)
Cellular component (GO): preribosome, large subunit precursor
Molecular function (GO): protein binding
Source: RefSeq, a predicted model, not a curated record
GCUCAUCAAAAUGAAGUUUCAAAGCAACGAUUAAAAAAAAAAAAAGGCAAACUAUCAAGAAAUUGAUGUUUUGUGGACGUGUGCACCAGAAUGCUCUUACAAUUGCAUCACUUUUAUUCUCAUUGAGUUUGGUUCAACGCGGCCUCAUCUUUUGUUGCGAAAAGCCGGUGCACCGGAAACUGCUUCUCUUGACAAGUAGCGGCGUCCGUCAAGUGUCAACACGGCUUGUGGACUAAACAAAACACCAUGAACAUAAUGGAUUGUGCUGAUUGGACCACAUUCCCUGUGGUUAUCUGGAACAGAACACCUUAUUUCUAGACUUUCUGAAUGUGUUGGUGAAGGUUCUAGAAGAAGGAAGAAUGCCAGUGGAGAGCAGUAGUAGCGGUGUGGUCCGACAGGCCAAACAGAAGAGGAAAUCUCACAGUCUGUCUAUAAAGAGGACCAACAGCACCGAGCAGGACCGCUUGGGCCUGCAUAGAGACAUGCUGGACGGCCAGUCGUGUGAUAAUCUGGAAUGUUUGGCCAGAAUAGAGGACUCCAAACUGCCUUUGUCUCUGAAGACCAACCUGAUGGAUCUGUUUAGCCAGAUCGAAAGAGAAUUUGAGAGCCUUUACAUCGAAAACAUCGAGCUUCGCAGAGAGAUCGAGACGCUGAACGAUCGCUUGACUGCAGACGGUCAGACUCUAGAAGGCGCAGACUUGGCCAAAGGAGCCCUGAAAACAAAAACAAGUCACAGCACCAGUCAGCUGUCGCAGAAACUCAAGACCACCUACAAGGCCUCCACCAGCAAGAUUGUGUCCAGUUUCAAAGCCACCACGUCCAGAGCUGUGUGUCACCUGCUCAGAGAGUAUGUGGGCCACAGAGACGGUAUCUGGGACCUCAGCGUGACCCGGACCCAGCCCACGGUGCUUGGUACUGCAUCUGCAGACCACACGGCCAUGUUGUGGAGCAUCGAGACGGGGAAAUGUCUCCUCAAAUAUCUGGGCCAUCAAGGAUCAGUCAACUCCAUCAAGUUCCACCCCACUGAACAGAUGGCACUAACAGCAUCUGGGGACCAGACAGCUCACAUCUGGAGGUUCCUGGUGCAGCUGCCCACGCCGCAGCCCGUUGCAGACGUCAGCCAACCCCCCGGCGACGACGACGUUGAGGUUUCCGACAAAGAUGAGGCCGACGUGGAAGCGGACGGUCCCACCGACUGCCCGUCCGUGCGCAUGGCGUCCGUCACGCUGCGCAGUCACCAAGGCGUGGUCAUUGCUGCUGAUUGGCUGGUGGGGGGCAAGCAGGCGGUGACGGCCUCCUGGGACCGAGCCGCCAACCUUUACGACGUGGAGACAUCGGAGCUGGUCCACUCGCUCAUGGGUCACGACCAGGAGCUGACGCACUGCUGCACCCAUCCCACCCAGCGCCUGGUGGUCACCUCGUCCAGAGACACUACUUUUCGACUGUGGGACUUCAGAGACCCGUCCAUCCACUCCGUCAAUGUCUUCCAGGGACACACUGACACGGUGACGUCUGCCGUUUUCACUGUGGGUGACAACGUGGUGUCGGGGAGUGACGACCGUACGGUCAAAGUGUGGGAUCUGAAGAACAUGAGGUCGCCCAUAGCAACCAUCCGCACAGACUCUGCUGUCAACAGGAUCAGCGUGUCGGUGAGUCAGAAGAUCAUCGCUCUCCCUCACGACAAUCGGCAGGUCCGACUGUUCGACAUGUCAGGAGUGCGACUGGCCCGUCUGCCCAGAAGCAACAGACAGGGUCACCGCCGCAUGGUGUGCUGCUCAGCGUGGUGUGAAGACAACACUUCAUGCAACUUGUUCACGUGCGGCUUCGACCGCCAGGCCAUUGGCUGGAACAUUAACAUCCCCGCCCUCCUGCAGGAGAAAUGACCCCGCCCCCUCCUCGUUCUAACAUGUAAGUCCGGGAAAGGUUGUCACGUGCCAUCAGUGUUUGUUCACGCAACAACUUCACGCGUCUUUUUGACAAAGCGAUCGCUUACUGCUGCAACUGUGCACUGAGCACAUCUUCUUGCCGUGUGUGUGCUUGUGUGCGUGUGCGCGUGUGUGUGUGUGUGUGUAUGUGUGCGAGUGUAAACACACUUUCAUUACCGUGUGUGUUUAGUGUGAAAGCGACUCCUGCACAUCUGAUAAAAAAAUCUGUGCCACUGAUGGAUAAAAAAAGCACAACACAGAAGCUUAUUGUGACCUUAAUGCUAACAUCAUGUUAAAAUAACCGUAGUAGGAAAUAAGAACGUGUGAAAAAUAUACUCGGUUGUCGCUUUGUUAGUAGGUACACAGUCUUUUUUCUUAUUGCCUCUCAUUGUACAGAUUGUGUACCUAAUCAAGUGUCCGCUGAGUGUUUGUGUUACACAGUUAUGUAUUGUCUGUUAGCAUUCUAGGCCCUUGCAAUACCACUUUGUAUUCCAGGAGGCAAUAGUGAGUCACUGGCAUCAAGGAGGCUUAGACAUGUCAUCAACAUGCUACUUGAAUUGUUGCCUUGUCAGUGUUAGUGAGAACCUAGACAUACAUAUGUAGACACCGCGUCGAGUGCAGCGCUUAAUCACACGUAGACAUCGCCAUAUUGGAUGUGAGAAUAUGCCUCAUUUAUGUGCUGCUUGGAAUUGUACCAACCACAUCUCAUGGAUCAGCUUUCACAGGUUGGACCAAAAAAACAAUUUUGAUUAAAACGUUGUAAAUGGUUUGUACUUGUAUAGCGCUUUUCUACCUUUUUUUAAGGAACUCAAAGCGCUUUGAUACUAUUUUCCAUUAGCACACUGACGGCGGGAGCUGCCAUGCAAGGCGCUUACCAGGACCCAUAGGGAGCAAGGGUGAAGUGUCUUGCUCAAGGACACAACGGACGUGACUAGGAUGGUAGAAGGUGGGGAUUGAACCAGUAACCCUCAGAUUGCUGGCACAGCCACUCUCCCAACUUCGCCACGUUGUCCCCUGUACAAAUUGAAUCUGAUGACUUUAAUACUACGAAGUCCCGCGCAUAAAACUGUGGAUUCUUGUGGUGAAACUAGGAAAGGCCCUUUAUCUAGUUCAGUCCAUUUUCUGCAUUAUUUUUAGGGGGUAGAUAUGCUACAUCCAAUAUGGCGGACACCAGGAUUUAUUGCAGCCUGUCUAUGAUCCACGCAUAUAUGCGUAUAAUCUGCGUUUAUACAUUCCUCAUCUACACACGUAUAUAUAUAUAUAUAUAUAUAUAUAUAUAUAUACAUAUAUAUAUAUAUGUAUAUAUAUAUAUAUACUAUAUGAUAUGAUUGAUGUAUAUGUUCUUCACAUAUAUGUCUAAUGUCUACAUAAUAUAUGUCUGAUCUACGCAUAUAUGUGUGUCUAUGAUCUACUAUGUAUUGGUAUGAUCUAUGCAUAUAUGUCUAUGAUCCAUGCAUAUACAGCUAUGUUCUAUGUAUGUAUGUAUGUAUGUCUAUGAUCUCCACACAUUUUACAUGUGUCUAGGAUCUGCGUAUAUAUGUAUAUGAUCUACACAUGUAAGAAAUAUGUAUAUAUGUCUAUGAUCUACACAUAUGUCUAUGAUCUACGCAAUAUACAUUUAUGAUAUAUGCAUCAAUAUGUGUAUUUCUGCAUAUACUGAAUGUCUGAUCUAAGAAAUGUAUAUGAUCUACACCAGGGGUCACCAACCUUUUUGAAACCAGGAGCUACUUCUUGGGUACUGAUUAAUGCGAAGGGCUACCAGUUUGAUACACACUUAAAUAAAUUGCCAGAAUUAGCCAAUUUGCUCAAUUUGCCUUUAAUAAGUAGAUCUAUAUAUAUAAACAAAAUGGUAUUUCUGUCUGUCAUUCCGUCGUGCAUUUUUUUUUUCCUUUUACGGAAGGUUUUUUGUAGAGAAUAAAUGAUGAAAAAACACUUAAUUGAACGGUUUAAAAGAGGAGAAAACAAGAAAAAAAUUAUAAUUAAAUUUUGUAACAUAGUUUAUCUUCAAUUUUGACUCUUUAAAAUUCAAAAUUCACCCGAAAAAAAAGGAAGAGAAAAAUUAGCUAAUUCGAAUCUUUUUGAAAAAAUGUAAAAAAUAAUUUAUGGAACAUCAUUAGUAAUUUUUCCAGAUUAAGAUUAAUUUUAGAAUUUUAAUAUGUUUUGAAUAGGUUAAAAAUCCAAUCUGCUAUUUUUUUAAGAAUAUAUAACAAAUUGGAUCAAGCUAUAUUUUUAACAAAGUCAAAUCAUUAUUUCUUCUAGAUUUUUCCAGAAAUUCAAAAUACUUUGAAAAAGAUUUAAACUUGAUUCUACAGAUUUUCUAGAUUUGCCAGAGUAUUUUUUAAAUAUUUUAAUCAUAAUAAGUUUGAAGAAAUAUUUCACAAAUAUUCUUUGUGGAAAAAACAGAAGCUAAAAUGAAGAAUUAAAUUAAAAUGUAUUUAUUAUUCUUUACAAUAAAAAAAUAAAAUUACUUGAACAUUGAUUUAAAUUGUCAGGAAAGAAGAGGAAGGAAUUUAAAAGGUAAAAAGGUAUAUGUGUUUAAAAAUCCUAAAAUCCUUUUUAAAUUUGUAUUUUUUCUCUAAAAAUGUCUUUCUGAAAGUUAUAAGAAGCAAAGUAAAAAAAAAUAAAUGAAUUUAUUUAAACAAGUGAAGACCAAGUCUUUAAAAUAUUUUCUUGGAUUUUGAAAUUCUAUUUGAGUUUUGUCUCUCUUAGAAUUAAAAAUGUCGAGCAAAGCGAGACCAGCUUGCUAUUAAAUAAAUACAAUUUAAAAAAAUAGAGGCAGCUCACUGGUAAGUGCUGCUAUUUGAGCUAUUUUUAGAACAGGCCAGCGGGCGACUCAUCUGGUCCUUACGGGCUACCUGGUGCCCGCGGGCACCGCGUUGGUGACCCCUGAUCUACACAUAUACGUGUUUUCGUUACUAGGGAUGUAUACCGAUUAAAGGUAUUGUUUGGUACCGGUUCCUAAUUGGGUCGGUCCACUAAGGACCAUUAAAAUUCUAAACUAAUGGUACGGCUAUCGGUAAAAAAAAAAUGUUUUUAAUCUAUCUUACUGUAAUUAUGACAUAUGCCCGCUGUCACAUUCAUUCAGGUGCAGAAUUCUAUUCAAAGCAGAAUAAAAGACAGAGGUAGGAUGGUGAUACAUUUCAGGUCAAUCACGGUCAUCAGCUGUGAGCAUAUAUUAACUCGAUCAAACAUGGCGGAACAGCCAAUCUGAGGCCACAUUUUACCGCACCAUUACAAAGGUACACAUAAGUUAACAGAAUCAUAAAUAUGAACAGAAUGACAGAGCGAAACGAGCAGCUGAGGACAGCAAUAUAAAUGUCAGCCAUAACUUGGAGUUAUCUAGGGCCCUAUGAUUUCCACGUAAUUGGACUCGCGGACAGAAUCAAUGUUUGCUAAAAACAGAAUCUAAAUGCAGUAAUUCGUGGAAAUUAGCCGAAAGCGACUGAGAUGCUGUUAUUGAGAGGGAAAGGGGAUAUCAUGUUUACUUGACAAGCACUCACCUCCAUGAAGCCUGGCUUGCCAGGGGCCAGCUCUGGAAUGCAUCCUUCUCGUACCAUCUCUGUUACUACCUCCCUGACUCGCAGCCACCACAAACUACCAAACUAACUCCAAAAUACAGAGCCGAACAUUUCCCAAAUGCCUUUUACGUGUCAGCUGAUAUGUUUCUUUUGCAAAUUUGUCGUCCAAAAGCUGUGACAAACACAUACUUCUACUGCUAAUGGUAGGAAGUUGUGGACGUGACCACCGAUCUUCAUUGGUACGUUAAAGAUAACUUGACAGCUUCUUAUACUGUAGUUGGAGCACCAGUGUUGAAAUAAUAACAGAAGCAAUUUUGUGCAUGCUUUUUUUUACUUAAAAGCAUGUACACUGGAAAUUGUUGGUACAUUGUUAUGCUUUUGUUCUUUUUGUUAUCUAAAAUAUUUUUGAUUUACCCAGAAUUCUAAUACAAUGUUGAAAUAAUCCCUAGUUUAGUUGUUUUUAGUGUAAAUGCUUUACAACUGGCAGGUUAAAAACUCUGGAAGAAAUCAUUAUAUGAAUCGAAAUUGGAUGAUACUUUAUGAAAACAAUUGUUGCACAGCCCUACGAUGUGAUAACCAGCUUGGAAUAAUCACAAAUAAGGAAGCAACACCACACAAAAGUUUGUAACACAAUAAUAUGUCUUCCUCAAAAGUCCGCACGCUAAGCAUUACUAUAAGUUUGAGGUGAACUCGCUUUACUUAACUUCAUCAACGCUUCCUUAACUGUCCUCGUAGCAAUCCAGUAAUCCUCAGGCUAACAUUAAUCCACUCAAAAAAGUGAAUAAUUGCAGUACUGAAAUCAUUCAUGAAGUUGCUCAGAAGCAAGAUAGCUUCAUCACAAGAUGACAUAAGAACUGCAUUGCACCUUGCACUGCAAACAUAGUUGACUUGUUUAAGACUUAAAAAAAAACGGUAUUGAUAAAAGACUUCCGUGCUGUGAGAUGUUACAUGAUGUUGGUGGUGCAAAAUAAAAAUUCUAAUAAAAAAUAUUUACACCAAUUACAUACAGCACCAAUAAGAGUACUGCAGAAUACCGGUAUCGAUAAGUAAUAUCGAUAUUGGUAUCAGUAUUGAUAUAAUCCUAAUGAUAUACAUCCCUAUUCGUUACGCAAUCUGUACGUCAAUGAUCUGUUCAUAUAUGUCUAUGAUCUACUUAUAGAUGUCUAUGCGUAAUAUUGCCAAGUUAGUGUUAGCUAUUGUGCUGCCCCCUACUGGCCUAAAGUGACAGUUUACAUACAGCGUCAGAAAGAAGCCCCGCACAUAUUUAAAGGAAGAUAGUAAUAUGUUUAAAAGUUGUUUUAUUUAUUAUGCGCUGAUGUCUCAGCAUGCUGCCAUGCUACACAGUAUAGCUCUGCAAAAUUUAUUAAUGUUAUAAUUCUGGUAGAGGGACGAUUGAAAAGGUUGCUCUGUAAAAGAAAAAAACGGCAAAAGAACAAGUAGAAAAGCCCACAUUUUCUGAAAUAUCUCCUAUUGGAGAAGAAAGUCAUUGAGGACAUAGAAAGAACAAUCAUGUUGUGGUUCUAAUUCUAACAUAGCAGCAUGAGGGGACAGUCAGUAGUGAUUUCUUAAUAACAAGUGGUGACUUUUUUACCUUUUGUGGGAACUUCCGGACAACAAAAGUGUGUUAAAUGUCAAAUGUUUGAUAGUCAUAACUUGCGUAACCCAUGUAAAGUCCUUUCAAAUGUUUUUUAUUAUAUGAAAUGUAAUAUAUAAAGAGCAUCACGUCAAGUGUAUUUCAUCCAUUUGGACUGAUUGUGCAUUUUAUUUUCAAACAUUGUAUUCCCUCCCAAUGAAAUCCCAAAUAUGUACUUUGACUGACAAAUAUUUCAAGAGUAAUAUUAUGUUCGUGUUCAUCAGCAUUUACUUUUUAUGGAUUCAAAGUAAUACUAGUAGUAAUACUCAGCACACUUGAGACAGUAUUCACACAACACACACAAUAAAACCUUUAAAUUAUUGAAGUGCAUUUUUGUCAGUGUUAGGUGUGUAACACGUUGUUACAUGUUAAUAAAAGCAAUUUUCUUCUUCA